AUGUCUUUUCUCGCUGAUUUUGAACCGGCUCUUAUUAACUCUCCUUAUGAUCGUUCCCAAAAACGAACAACAAAAAAAACGACAUCAUCUUCUAAAGCAAGUAUUGAGGAGACUAUAUCAUUAAUUAGAACAAAUAUUAAAUAUAAACAAGAAUUUUUUGGUGUGGGAAUGAGAGAAAUUAUUAAUGGAAUAGAUGUAAUAUUUUUUGGAAAAGAGAAUAAAGUAGAAAAGGAGUUAACUAUCAAAUGGGAAGAAAAUUUAAUUUCGGAUGUUCUCGAAAAAAAAGUUAAAAAAAUAAAUGGAAUCGAAACAGGAGUUGCAACUGAAAGAAGACUUUUGGAAAUGGACGAAACAAUUCAAUUUGUAUCCAAAUCAAAUAUAUAUCCUGGACAAACAACAAAAGGUUUUGAACAAGUGGUUAAGCUUCGAGGUCAAUCUAAUGAAGCUUAUAGAAGGAUGGAUUGUGAUUUAUUAAUAAUGGAAAUGAAUAUAUGUCAGAAUUAUUUUAGUAGAAAAAGUUCAACUGCAAAGAAAAAAAAUAAAGGAAAGAAUCGACUUGUGUGUACCUUGCAAAAUCAACUUCAACAAAAGAUAGAAUGUGAAGAAGAAGUAGUAUCAGAAGACUUGGGUCUAAUUGCAAAAGAGAUAUCUAGUAGAGUUGCUAAAAUUAAGUUUUUGCGAUGGGCUAUUUCAGUUUACAGUCGGGGAGGUUGUACUGCCUAUGAAGCAAUGAAAAAUAUUAUGCGAUUACCUUCAGUAUCUACUUUAAAAAGCUAUAUAAAUGAAAGGCAACAACAUUCAGGAUAG
Diversispora eburnea is the source of this 807-nucleotide messenger RNA. The record is from the annotation of a GenBank genome assembly. Lineage: Eukaryota; Fungi; Glomeromycota; Glomeromycetes; Diversisporales; Diversisporaceae.